Molecule: messenger RNA, 4926 nt
Organism: Galleria mellonella (greater wax moth)
Lineage: Eukaryota; Metazoa; Arthropoda; Insecta; Lepidoptera; Pyralidae
Gene: Orco
Product: odorant receptor coreceptor
Exons: 11
Coding region: 205-1629 (474 amino acids)
Biological process (GO): detection of chemical stimulus involved in sensory perception of smell; sensory perception of smell
Cellular component (GO): plasma membrane
Molecular function (GO): olfactory receptor activity; odorant binding
Source: RefSeq, a predicted model, not a curated record
AAACUAGUGAUGUUACGAUAGUGGUUAAUUCGAUCGAUUAGGCGGUCCAUUCCAUUAUCAACGCAUCAACACGUCACACGUUCAGAAAACUUAAAAACAAUGAUUUGAUCGAUUAAUUGAGAAUAUUGUUAAUUUGCAACAAUAUUAAUAAUUAAUUUGUUUUGUUUCAAUUUUGAGAGAACGGACAAUUAAAAAUUUAUCAAGAUGAUGACCAAAGUGAAAACGCAAGGUCUUGUGACCGAUUUGAUGCCAAAUAUCAAGUUGAUGCAGGCAGCCGGACAUUUUUUGUUCAACUACCAUUCAGAUAACUCUGGCAUGUCGAUGCUUUUACGCAAAGUCUAUAGCAGCGUUCACGCUGUCUUGAUCGUGGUCAACUAUGUGUGUAUGGCCAUCAAUAUGGCACAAUACUCCGACGAAGUCAACGAGCUCACUGCAAACACCAUCACUGUACUUUUCUUCGCUCAUUCUGUCAUUAAAUUGCUCUUCUUCGCUCUCAACUCGAAGAGUUUUUACAGAACCCUUGCAAUAUGGAACCAGUCGAAUAGUCAUCCCCUGUUCACGGAGUCAGACGCUCGGUACCACCAGCUCGCGCUCACGAAAAUGAGGAGGCUGCUGUACUGCAUUUGUGGUGUUACAGUCUUAUCAGUUGCUAGUUGGGUUACGUUAACCUUUUUCGGAGAAUCGGUUCGAUUCAUCGCGAAUAAGGAAACCAACGAGACUAUGACAGAGCCUGCCCCGAGGCUGCCUUUGAAAGCUUGGUAUCCAUUUAAUACAAUGAGUGGGACUAUGUACAUUGCAGCUUUCGCUUUACAGAUAUACUGGCUUCUAUUCUCUAUGGCCAUAGCGAAUUUAUUGGAUGUGAUGUUUUGUUCAUGGCUCAUCUUCGCCUGUGAACAACUUCAGCAUCUGAAAGCUAUAAUGAAACCUUUAAUGGAAUUGAGCGCAUCCUUGGAUACUUACAGGCCUAAUACCGCAGAGUUGUUUAGAGCUUCGUCUACAGAGAAAUCUGAAAAGGUCCCAGACCCUGUGGACUUGGAUAUCCGCGGUAUAUAUUCGACUCAGCAGGACUUCGGUAUAACCCUGCGAGGAGCGGGAGGCAAGCUACAGACAUUUGGUCAACCAACUCCGAAUAACCCCAAUGGUUUGACUCAAAAACAAGAGAUGCUCGCUAGAUCUGCUAUCAAGUACUGGGUGGAAAGACACAAGCACGUUGUGAGAUUAGUAGCUUCCAUAGGAGACACUUAUGGUACAGCUCUACUGUUUCACAUGUUGAUUUCGACGAUCACCCUCACACUACUGGCUUAUCAAGCUACCAAGAUUGAUGGUGUUAAUGUAUACGCGUUCAGUACACUCGGUUACCUCACCUAUACAUUGGGCCAGGUGUUUCACUUCUGUAUAUUUGGAAAUCGACUUAUUGAAGAGAGCUCGUCAGUGAUGGAGGCAGCCUACUCCUGCCAGUGGUAUGAUGGCUCCGAAGAAGCUAAAACAUUCGUUCAAAUCGUCUGUCAACAAUGUCAAAAGGCGAUGAGCAUAUCCGGAGCCAAAUUCUUCACUGUAUCAUUGGAUCUCUUUGCUUCUGUGCUCGGUGCAGUCGUAACUUAUUUCAUGGUGUUGGUACAACUGAAGUAGAUAAAAAGUUUUAUCGUCUGUGUUGGUACUAGCUCUACACUGUUGCAGGUGGUCCUUUAAGGACUUGAAUGUAUUCGGAUUACGGUUAAGAGAUUAUACCAAAGUUUAUUCAGACGUAUAUUCUGUUUCAAUAGAAUUUAAUGAAAAUGUUACAGAGUUUUGUUGAAUCAUCACUGAAACAUUUAUGAUGAAAUUAGUAACGAAUCGAAAGAUUUAAUCGAUUAAUUGAUUUUUUAUUUCUAGUUCUAUUCGAACAUUAUUUAGAACAUCUACAUUAUUUAAAUUUUGAUUAAGUUCUAUUAAAACAGAUUAUAUUAAUAUAGAUUAUACAAUUACUCUCUUAUUUUCUUGUCUCAAAACCUAUUUUAACUAUUGAAGUGAUUCGUCUCUAACUUCUGCACUAAAUUCUUAAUCUAAAAGAGAGAAAAAAACAGCAUAUGUAAUUAUUAAAAUAGAUUGGUGUCCUACAAACCUAUUUUAAUCAGUUUUUAUUUAAGUUUAUUUUUUUAAUAAAGCGGCAAGUCUUUUAAGAAAUAUUAUAUAUAUACUUAUACGUAAUUAUAUAUACUCGUAUACUAAGUCUGAAUUGCGAAAAUAAAUUCUAUGUAUGGCAUUGCUUUUAUAUAUGUACAAGAAGAUGCGGCACAUUAUUAUUCUUUUAAGAAUGCAUUCUAUCAGUGAAUUUAAACUUGUUUCGCAAAGAAAUUCUAGUCAAAAAGAGAUAUUAUUAACUCAUGACCAACCAACAAACACCACGUAGUUGCUAGGCGGCCAAACGUGGCAACUACUGGCAAAAUUCUUCUUAUGGGGAAGGCUUAUGUUCAGCAGUGAAUAGUUAACAGCUGAAAUGAUGAUGAUGACUAACUCAUGAUGUUCCACGGCUGGACAAAAGUCUCCUCCAGGAGUAGGUAACACAUUUUUGUGGUUUCUUGCUCUUUUUUUUUUUUUUUUUUUUUUUUUUUUGGGAAAAGUUUGUAAUUUAUAAGAUUUCACCUUGUACGUCUUACAAUCUGUCUUAACAAUCGACGUGAUAAUGAGUGAACGUGAAAAAUUAUGUAUAUGUAAUGUAUUGGUAUGACUGUGGUUCGAAUCCCAGUGUAAGCCUUCGAAUUUUCAAUUUUAUGUUUGGAUCAUUAAACCAUAUCAGAGGCCUUCGUGUAUUAUGAAUCGAAUCGUACGGUCUUCUCAGCCUUCCUUAAAGGACUUCAGCAGGGACCUCUUUGCUCCAAGAUCAUCAUUGGGGGCGACUUUCCCCCAGUCUCUAGCAUUAUUGCCGUCGUGUGUGAGUGGUAUCAUCUUUUUUAUAAGUUUCAUUGAAGGACCUAGACCUCUCACUCAUGAAUGAUGACUUAGUAAGCAUUUUUAAGCUAUGUUAAAGGUUUUCGUAUACAACGAAGACGAUCUCAAUUAUUGACCCCAGAGAGCAUUACCCUUACACGAUUAGUAGAGGCAGAGAGUAUAGUACUACUUCUUGAGGAUGAAAAAGAGUGGUGACAUUCUAAUCUUAUUUUGUAACAUCCAAUUCAGUAUAUUAUUGACAGUAAAAUAUAAAGUCUGUCAAUAUUUUUUUGGCGCUCUAGGUCCAUAUGCUUUGCACUACAUUUAAGUCUUAGAUUAUAUAGAUAGAGAAUUGUUUGUGAAAAAAGACAAAAUUUUGUCAACUAAACGUCACUUUGGCCGACUGAAGAUCGACAAAAUAAUACGCAUUUUUCAAUUUGACAAGAAAUUUGAUUGAAAGAUUUCCAAAUCAAAUCAGCAGGUCUACUAUUAAAUUUAAUAUUGUUAUCAAUCCUGUCUAUUGCCAAUAACAAUUUUGUAUUGCUCUUUUGAAAUAACAAUUAGAAAUUAGGUUAGAAUUGAGAUCGGUUUGUAAUAGUUUGUAUUGGCAAGUUACAUUAAUAUGUAUGUAUCCAAACAAUAUGGAACUAUUGUGUUGCUAGUGUUGCAAUUCGAGAGUUCAAAACGUCUCAAUUCCAAUAUUGAUCUAUUGGAAUUUAUUUCAAGAGUCUACAGGUUGUUUUAGUUAUAAUUUAAAUUAUAACUAUUUUUUUCUGAUAUAAAUAAACAUAUGUAUAUAUUAUUCAUAAAUUAAUAUACAUAUAUUAAUUAUGAUGGCGGCCAUUUUCUCUGACUUUGACAAUGAAAACAUAUUAUAAGCUUACAUUCAGAUAUAAAUAAAAGUAAUCACUGAAGAUAGGCAUAAUUGUGAAUAUAAUAUUAUCCUUUGUUUAUCUCGUUCUUUCAAAUUUAUUCGUAAGAAAUUCAUUCUUUAUAUUUUUCUAUUUAUUCUUUAUAAUAUAAAUUUCUCUCACAUACGUAGGAAUAAUAUUUUCGUAUCCUAAUUUCUGUACACAUAGAUAAAAAAAGUUGAUCAAUUUUUACCGAAGUAUUUGUUAAUUUUUCCUUUGCCAUAGACCACUAUUUUUCUUAAUUCCAAACAGUUCACAUGACAAUACUGGUAUGUUUUAUCUAUUCUAUAAAUAAAACACAGGUAAAUCUAUGUUUAUGGUGUGCAUUUAUUGUUCUAAUCAUAUUGCAAAUUUGGCGGAGUGCCGAAAUUCUCGCUUGUUUAAUUUCUUUCGGAUGGCUUCGCGGACUACUUUAGGUAUUUCCAAGAAUCAUUAGUGAUCCGCGGAUCACAGAUUAAAAACAGAGUUGCCAGAUGCAAAUUUUUAUUUGUACUCAAACAUCAAAAAUUUGUUUUUAUUGAUUGAAUCUAAUUGAUGUAAAUCGUUAACAGAACUUAUAUAGUUUAUAUAGUUUUACUCAAUCACAAACUUAUAUAGUUUUUCAAUAUGCUUUGCCGUGUGUUGCAUGAGAAUAACAAAAAAUAUACUAUUCCUUCCAUUUCUACUUUCAGUUUAUCUUUCCUUCUCCGUUUAUUACUCCAUUAUCUGUUUUGUUAUCUUUAUACGUAGUAUAUUUUAUAAUAUUUAUAUAGCACUAUAGUUUUUACAAGUACCAAAACUAUUUCCUCUAAAGCACACCAAUUGCAACUUUAAAAUUUCGCAAGCAUAAAUUUUUUUACCCGAAAUUGUGACAAAUAUAUCCAAUUUGGCGACACUGGUUAAGAAACACUGAUCUAUGUAAUCUAAGAUUUUUGUCAGUUUGUAAACAACAGCAUAGUAAUUUGAUGCAUUGCAUAUAUUCUCGUACAACAUUCGAAACUAUAUACGUAUACUGCUUACUGUUGUUUUGAAGCGCAGUGGACCGGGCACGUUCGGGGCCCUAAACGAUCGUUGUACCUAGUCCUCUUGUAUGUAAAUCGAACUAUAUAAGGCUCAAUUCACAUUGAUU